Messenger RNA from Ochotona curzoniae (black-lipped pika), 6422 nucleotides. RefSeq names its product eukaryotic translation initiation factor 4E binding protein 2 (gene EIF4EBP2). Lineage: Eukaryota; Metazoa; Chordata; Mammalia; Lagomorpha; Ochotonidae. Gene Ontology annotation, molecular function: eukaryotic initiation factor 4E binding. Gene Ontology annotation, biological process: negative regulation of translational initiation. The coding region runs from base 254 to 616 and encodes 120 amino acids. The transcript is spliced from 3 exons. The record is from RefSeq and is a predicted model, not a curated record. Gene Ontology annotation, cellular component: cytoplasm.
CCUCUGGCUCCCGCCUUCGCCCGCUUCCGGUCGUCGUCGUCGUCGCCGCUGCCGCUUCUCCUGCUGCUGAGGCUACUGGCGGAGGCCGGAGGAUCGGGCGGCGGCGGCGGCGGCGGCGGGAGCGGAGCGGGACGAGGAGUGAGAGGGAGCGAACCAGGAGCGAGCCGAGCGAGGCCUUUCGUCCGCCCGCCGAACCGCCGCCGCUGCCGCCAGUCCGCCCGUCGGACAAAGCCGAGAGCUCGCGCCCACAGCCAUGUCCUCGUCCGCUGGCAGCGGCCAUCAGCCCAGCCAGAGCCGUGCCAUCCCCACGCGCACCGUGCCCAUCAGCGACGCCGCGCAGCUACCUCAUGAUUACUGCACCACGCCCGGAGGGACUCUCUUCUCCACCACACCGGGAGGAACCCGAAUCAUUUAUGAUCGAAAGUUUUUGUUGGAUCGUCGCAAUUCUCCAAUGGCUCAGACCCCGCCCUGUCAUCUGCCCAAUAUUCCAGGAGUCACGAGCCCUGGCACCUUAAUCGAAGACUCCAAAGUGGAAGUAAACAAUUUGAACAACUUAAACAAUCAUGACCGGAAGCAUGCAAUUGGGGAUGAUGCUCAGUUUGAAAUGGACAUCUAACUCACCAGUAAAGAUUAGCAGAAAAGCAGCUGUAUGGAGACCUGCAUGUACAUGAUUGGACCGAUCAGAUCCACAGUGGAAGCCUGGAGGCCAUACCAGCAGUCCCCAUUGCUGCUUGCACCCCCUUCUUCCAGGUGCCAAAUGAUGGGAUGAUGAGCUUCUGACCAUUUCUCCUCCAUUUCCUGUUUCUCCUCCCACUUAGUUAGAUUGAAGGCCCUGAGACUAUUUCCACAGAACCAAGCAGUCCAUCAUGGAAACAGUUGAACUGGCUUCCUCGGUCACUUUUCAAUUGAGAACUACCUGUCCAACUCAGAUCUGCCCCAAAUCAAAUUUCUGCCCACCGACAACUUCCUGUUGGGAAGUCCAGAGAAAGGACACAGGGGUUUGGUGGGUCCUGCGUUAUCCUUGCUCCUUCUCCUCUGUCUCCUGCCUGUGCUUCAGGGCUGCAGGAGAAGCUAGGUUGGGAUCUUGAAAACCAUCAGGGAAAGUGGCCAAGAAGAGCAGCUUUCCCCUUGGCGUCUGUCCUUGAGGACAGAGUAUAGUUGGUGCAACUCUGGUAGCAUUUUCCUGUGAUACCAUUCUGAGGGCUCCUUCCCCUAUUUCCUCUGGGAGGAAUGUCUUCUUCUGUCUUGGUAUUACAAUCCUUCUUGCUAUUUUCUUAUGUAGCGCGUUUGUAUGGAUAUUUUUAAGCUCCACGUCAGAAGGGAGUCCCAAGUAUCAGCUCUCCUUCACUCUUCCCCCGUUCCUUCCUGCUUGCAUCUUAUUGCUAGCAAAGUCUUUGUAUACUCCAAGUGUCUGGGUGGUUUUGUGCACACCUGGAGCAGGUCCAUCCCAAAUAAGAGAGUCACAACAGCCACCUCUGCUUGAUAAUGCCUGCUGAUAGAACCAUGCCAGGUAACACCCAAGGAUGACCCUGGGAGAGCGCAGGAUGGUUGAUGGGCCCAGUCUCCAUGGUCGCUGCUUUAGGGCCCAUGAGCUGUGUCACUUGUUUUGGCUGGCUGUUCCUAAUAUGGGCAAGUUUAAAGCCAACUCUCAGGUGCUUGCAGACAAGAGCUCUUCCCCUUGGCAAGUCUGCUGUGUUUGGCAGCUGGGGUAGAUAAGACUGGACUUCAAAAUGUGUUCCUCCCAGUUUCUUGCCUUUCCUGUUUUACUCUUGAUUCCCCUUUCUUCUUUCCUUCUUUCUUUUGCUCCUUUCCUUCUCUGCCAGUCCAUUUUUCAAAUCCACUUCUAAGAUACCUCAAGUGUUGGUAUCUGAUAAAACCUGUUACUCCUCUUAUUUGAGGAGUAACCUUUUAUUUUUAAGAUGACUACAGACCUAUUUUUAAAUAUGUUUUCAGUACAAUUCUGAACAGCAACUUUUUAAUUAAUACCUUCCAGUGUUAGGAAGGUGAGAACUGUCCACAAGCGAGUCUGCUGUUCUGUGUCCCAUCCCAUGUCUCCAAUCCAUUCUCCACUUUUCUGCUUUCUCUUCUAGUUCGGGUGUGCAUGUCUGCUGUCUGUAGAGAGUGUUUGUGAAACUGGACCAUUCUGUCUUGUGAUGGGAUGUUCAAAGCCUACCCAUUCCUUGUUCUUGCCCUGCGCUUUCUCAUUCACCCUCCUCGCCACCUGUGUCUCCAGGGUUAUGGACUGGCACAGGAAUCCCAGGAGAGAGACACUUGUCAUAGACAAGUGCAUCCAUCCCCUCAUAGAAAGAAAAAUAAAAAAGUCCUGGGAAUUUCCGCUUGGAUUUGAUGCCCUGAACUCACUUGUUAAGUGAUCAGAUCCCAGGCUAAGAAAGCUGUUUUUCUUUGAAACUCUGAAUGCUCCUGUUUGUGAACACGUUGUAGGAAGAACAGAGGAGGGAUGUGUGUGGGACUUUGUUCUGUUUUCUGCUACAAAAUGUGAAUAGUUCAAAGAGUGAAAACCUUUUGUGAUGGUUGAUGUCUCAGGAAUAAGCUGGAUCUCCAAUGUUUGGGGGAUGCUUUGACUCAAAAAGUGAUAAUCAGAAAAAUAUGUUGUUGUUUGAUAUGUCCCUGUUCUGAUUUUAAUUAAACUACAAAUUUCGCUUUACAUACUCUUUGGAAAACUAAGUUGCUUGAUCAUUUGCAUACGAAGUUUGCCGAGUACCUCUUUGUACCCUGAGAAGUUUGAUUCUUUGGGAGUGAGACUUUUCAUUCUUCUACACUGGUCUUGGCCUCCUGUAGAAUCAGACUCCUGCUGGCCACCAGCUCUCUGCCAGAACCAGCAGCCUCUUCUCCAUCUUUAUUGCGGCCUGUGUUCAGGGAUAGCAGGAUGCCUGUGGGCCCUCUCGUCAGAGCAUAUGCCUGUAGAACUUUGGGGCACAUCACCUUGGUAAUGCUGCAGCCACCCUGUCCCUGCCUGCUGUUUGGUGCAGGUGUUUCCCUGAGGCUGCUGUGUCUGCAGGUGCUUGGGCCUCUAGAAAUCAACAUUUUAAAAUCACUUUAUGAGGCAAGAGAAAUUUCCAGGAGAUGAUAUCUCUGUUUGCCUCUGGAUGUGGGGAAACAAUUCUCAUGGCUGAGAUUUUUCCAUGAGUAACGUAUCCUGAUGGUUUCUAGGAGGGGAAAACCCUUAAUUUACAGCCUGAAUGAGACGGUUACUAGAAGCUUAGUGAACACCUGUACUUUAUGAGGAACCCGUGUUUCUGCACUUCUGGGGACAAUCAGUCUGAAUUGUGGGAAAUAACCUUUUUCCAGAUUUCAGCAGGAUACACGGCAUUGUUGUAUUUUUCACUUACUUUAUAGUGUGAUUCCUUGAGUUUGCCUCUUCUGUUUAAUUAGGUAUUGCACAGGAGCAGACACUGGAUUCUAGGUAUUGGCUUCUGAUCCAAGAGUGUUAACUUCCUGUUGCUGUAACAGAUUAUCCCCAAACUUAGUAUCGUGAACUAACAAACGUUGUCUGUCAGUGUGUGCAUUAGGAUGUGGAAUCACUCAGCAGGGUCUCAUGAAGUUGGGACAGUAUAAUCCAGUUCUGAGUUCCCUGUGUCUGUGGAUGGUGUGCCUCCCAUAGGAGCCGUUCCACCAGGCAGCAUGGUGUCUCCACCUUUACAAUAGCCGGUUUGGCCCUGAGCAAGUGAUCCCAGAGAGGGGGCAGGACAGGAGAAAGUUGAUAUGCAUUUAUUUAAAAAAAAAAAAAAAAAUAUAUAUAUAUAUCAAAGUCAAUUUAUUGGAAAGAUAGAGAUCUUCCAUUUUUCGUUAAUUGUCCACAGUAGCCACAAAGAGCCAAAGCCUGGAGCAGGGAACUGAAUCCAGGCCUCUCAUAUGGGUGGCCGAGACUCGACCACUUGAGCCAUCAACACUGUCUGCUAGAAUACAUGUCACAUCAUCAGGAGUUGUGUGGGACUUGGGUACCCUGCCUGUCAGUUCAACUACUAGGUCUAACACCCACCUGUCGUGCCUUUUAUGACAUAGUCUCCAAAAGCACACACCAUCACCUCUUCUUUAGCAACUAACCACUAAGCCUAGCCACCCUCAAGGAGAGGAAUCCCCACAUCCCACCUGCAUGAAGCCAGGUCCACUGGAGGCAGGUAGUAUCUGCAAUGGUAGGCUUGACACAUUGCUACAAAAACAGUCAUCUGAGAUGCCUCUCACCAAGGUGGGGCAGAAGACAGACUGUUGCCCUUUCCCUUAAGUUGCUUCCUGGUUUUAGGGGCAUGGUGAAAACUGGGCAGCUUCCAGAAGUGGAGUGGCCAUAUGCCUGGCUAGCAGCAGCUCAGGGAAUGCUUGUCUGCAAGUCCUAAACUUGAUUUCUCUAAGAUUCAUUCACUGUUUAUUUUCCUUUAGUGAGGAGAAGGAACUGGAUCCUCCCAGCUGAGCCACUAAAGCUGAGUUAGAGUGGGGAUUGUUAAAGGAGCUGAUGAAACAGCAGCCAUUGGGAUUCAGGGUGAAGUAGAAGAAGGGAUCUGGAGGUGGGGUGCGGUCAGUUUUUGAGGCCUGCUCUGCUCCCCUAUUUCAGGUCACAGUGAAAAUAGGCAGCAUCGGAGACUCACAAGAGUCUGCUUGCUGCUUCUUUAGAACUUGGGAAACUGAGCGUUUCUGAAGGGGAUCAGUCUUAUCCUCGCCCUCAAUAUAGAGACAGACAAUGUCUGAUGUGCAUGUGAGGCACCCGUUCCCACCAUGCCUUAAGCAAUAUCAAGUAACUUAGACAGGUGGGUUCUAUGAAAAGCCUCUUGCUGGUAUCCCGUCUUGCUUUCAAGUGUACUUGUGUAAGAAGCAUUGCUGCUGAAGCCAUGUUAGAAAAAAAUUUUCCCCUAUUUGGGUUACCAUUCUGGGAGUUUCAGAUCUUGCCUACCCAGUUCAGACACCAUUAUAACUGGACACUUUCAUUGGAAUGCAGCAUGCUAGAGCUGUGGGUUUCAUUGCUGAGUCCAUCAUCAAGUCAAUCAGAGUGCCUGCUUUCAAGGCCACCAGCGUAAAAGGCUUGGGUUAGAAGUAUCCUGGAAACGGUUUCUCUUUCCAUGUCUCAGUUGCUAACUGCCAGCACCCUUGGCCCUUUGCAUUCCAUUUUUGAGAGCAGGCCUUCCUGUCUUUGUCUGGACUACACACAUAACCAGUUGAUGAGACCCAAUUACUUACCCGGCCCUCACUUCUGGGAGAAGGUAGGAUUUUUUUGAAUGAAAACAUUGCUGCUUUGAGAGGACAAUUUGUCUGGUUUUCGGGGGGAGGGGCACAGUGCUCCUUCCCGAAUUCUUAGCAUUUACAUUAAAGCGGGAUCUGAUCUUUAUGCAGGUGGAUCAUUGUUCUGCAGAAUGCCAUAACCCAGAGAUGUUUCCUGUUCCAGAAGCAGGCUUCUUGUUCAGGAAUUUCCUUGAGGCUAGCUCAUGACCAAUACUAGUUUUUCCAGUUAAUCAUCUGCAACAUCUUUCCCAGCUUCCUGUAGGCUAGUGCUGGAAGUUGACACCUUUCAAGUUGCUGUGUAGAUGGUCUGUUGCUUUUCUUUGCUUGUCAGCCUCUGGCAGCAGCCCUGAUAAACCAUGCUAUAGGGCAUGGAUGCCCGAUGGAAAAUAUGGCUGAUGUAGGACACAAGUUCCAAGGCAUUUAACUCUCACUCUGCUACCUUCCCAUGUGCCUGAAGCUGGCAGAAGGGGCUGCCCUACCUUGAAAAUUGUGUAGCCAUCCUGAGAUUUCCAAAGGGAGCUCCUGUCAGUGCUGAAAACCAAGAUUCCCUGUAGAUUUUAACUGCUUAGAGAAUUCCAUCAGCCCAGCAGAGAAUACUAGUUCUUGUCCCAGUGCACCUCUCUCCUCUCCAUCUUCCAAGCAGUCCAAGCCAAGGCCUUGGGCAUUUUGAGUUCAAACGGGGCGGGGGGGAGGGUGAAUCUCUACGUGGUGUUGCAGUUCCUCCUGGUGGCCGCCCCCAGUCACCGAGUCUGCGCCAGUGCCUUUCCUGCACCCAUACAGGGAGUCCAUCUCUUGCCGAGACUCUGCCACCCCAGGGCUCAAUCUUGAAGAACCCAGGGUACACUCACAUUUUGAGGUGUCCAUUUUAAGCAUCUUUAUUUUUAAUUUCUUCUCUAUCUUAGUGCCACCAGGUUUAUCCAUUGUGAAUAGAAAGCAGAAACUGCCAGCUCUUUCCUUGGACUUCCCUGCUCCCUUGGUAUGUGACCCCUCACCCCAUUCCGUCCAUUUCACUGUCAUGGAUGGGUAGCAGAGGGCUCCCAUGCAGUUUUUCAGGUGGUCCUGUGUGAUCCCAUGACCAGUUUAUGUUGUUUAACCAAUCUUUCAAACCAGCAAAUGUUUGGAAAUUAGGGGAAAAUGAAAUUCUUUCCAGUGGUUGCUGUUACAAAGAAAUCAAUAAAAAUUUUGAAUAUCAA